UUUGUUUGCAUAAGUGGAAGGUUGGUGUCACCAAAAUGGAAGAAUUUCAAAGGCCUCAAGCUGCUGUGGAGAGACAAGAUUCGCCUCAACAACGCUAUUUGGAGAGCCUGGUAUAUACAAUAUGUAGAGAAGAGGCAGAACCCUGUUUGCCAUUUUGUCACUCCUUUGGAUGGCAAUAUGGACUCAGGAGUACAUCGACCAACAGAGGCAAUAGCAACAGAAGGAAAGUACUGGAAAAGGAGAAUUGAAAUUGUCAUCAGAGAAUAUCAUAAAUGGAGAACAUAUUUCAAGAAAAGAUUACAGAAGCACAAAGAUGAAGACCUGUCCAGCCUUCUCAAGGGGGCAGAGGAACAGUUUUCACUCUUUGGGGAAGUGUGUCCAGACACCUGCCGUGUCCUCUUGUGCCAGGAUGAGGAUGUCAGUGUGGGAGGCCGUUGUAGAUCCCACAAGAGUUGUGAUUCACCUGUUCCAAUGGAGAUGGACUCGCUCUUCGACAUGGAUGUGCUCAUGUCUGAGUUCUCAGACACACUCUUUUCCACACUGGCCUCUCAUCAACCUGUAGCAUGGCCCAAUCCGAGGGAGAUUGCCCAUGCAGGUAAUGCAGAUAUGAUCCAGCCUGGCCUCAUCCCACUGCAACCCAAUCUGGACUUCAUGGACACUUUUGAGCCUCUGCAAGAUUUGUUUCACACCCUGCGCCAGCCAGCCUUCCCCUCCACUUCCCCCACUUCCCCAUCCGUCACUCCCUUAACCAGCAGCAGCUCCCAAACACAGGCUCCUUUGCUGUCAUCCAUGCCGCUCUCCACAGAGCUUCCCUCUGUGCCACUGGACUACCGCCUCAUCCCCUCUGCUCCUUUGCCCAGCCACCUCUCAGUCUCCAGCCAGGACAAUGGUAACGCUGUUGGCCCAUCCUACCCACAAACCUACAUGCCACUUUUCCCAGAGAAAGUGACCCCCUCUGUCCCAUCACUCCUGCCACCACCAGCUCCUCCUCUCCCACCAGCCCCACAAUCUCUCCAGUGUGGAGGUGUUUCUGCAGUUACUACAGUCCCCCAGCCCGUCCCAAGCAUCCCUCCUCCAUCCGUAAUAACGCACACUGCCCCUUCCACAGUAACUCCCACUGAUGCAGCCUCUAUCUUCAGUCACAGAACAAGCUUUGAGCUGCCCGCUCCACCAUCUCCACAGCCUGCAGCCUCAACCUCCACCUCACUCAACUCACAGCCAGUCAACUUUGCCUUGCCCAAAUCCAUUCUGCCCACUGUCUCUAGGAAAAAGGCCAGACAUCCACAGAGACCGAUUGUCCCGGCCAAUCCGCUGCCGCCAUCUCAACUCAUACUCACAGGUCCCACCAGUGCUGUCAUUGUCACUCCGUCCCCUCACAACUCUGAUGUUGUCCCCACCACUGGUAUGGUCAUUGCCUCCUCCAGUAUUCCUUGUGGUUCUGCUGGUUUUCAUAUUCUCCCUCAGACACAGAAGUCGCCGCAACUAAUCAUACCCAAAGAAGAAACUACCACCACUAUAUCCAACAAGACAUCAGUGCAGUCAGCAAGUACAGUACAUGAUGGUCGAGUCUCAGGUCAAGGUUCACCAUUGGGAGCAGAACAGGUACCAAGCCCCCAGUCACCUCUCAACCCCAGUGCAGGCAUGGGCAAAAAUGAAGCCAGUCAGAGCCGCAGAGUGAAUCACAUAUCUGCUGAGCAGAAGAGGCGAUUCACCAUAAAUGCCUGCUCCAAGACAUUGUGCAAUCUUGUGCCGACUCUCAGGUCUCAAUCAAAUAUUAGUAAUGCUGCAACACUUCAAAAAACAGUCGACUACAUUGGCAAACUGCAACUAGAGAGACAACAGAUGCAGGAAGAGACCAAGAGACUACGAGAGGAGAUUGAGGAGCUUAAUAUAUCUAUAAGCUUGUGCCAGGAACAGCUUCCUGAUACAGGGGUUCCCAUCACACGCCAUCGCUUUGACCACAUGAGGGAGAAGUUUGACGACUAUGUAAAGAACAGAACUCUUCAGAACUGGAAAUUCUGGAUAUUUAGCGUCAUUAUUCAGCCUCUGUUUGAGUCCUUUAAUGGGACAGUGUCUACCACCAACAACACAGAGCUGUGUGAAACCACCAUGCAGUGGCUGGAUCGAUACUGUGCCCUCCCAGUCCUUAGACCUAUGGUACUCAGGACAUUACGACAGCUCUGUACCAGCACCUCCAUCUUGACCGAUCCCUCACUUUUGCCUGAGGAAGCUAAAAAGGCUGCUCUCAACCCCAAAAAACAUUCCUCAGGAUCAUAGUUUUAAGUCGAUGUGAUUUUAGUUUUUAUUAGUUGAGGCAUGUUAGUCUUCAAGGAGCCUUGACAGCAACACUGUGGUGAAGUCUUUGCUAUGUUGUUACUCACUGAACUCAUUUAACUCCAAACGGGUGGAAAUGCAAUCUCUCUUGUUUACAUGCAGUCUCUAGAGAGCCAAACAGCUGGCAUGUCUUUGUGUUUUUUAGACUUCAUUAGGCUUGUGGAUUUUACCACUCGGUGUGUUUUUUCGUGUAUUUGGGUCUUCCAUAUUAGUGCCCUUAUAUUGAAUAUUUACUGGAGCCUCACCCUCAGUUCAUCC
This is a messenger RNA of Sinocyclocheilus grahami, 2592 nucleotides long. It is a transcript of the gene mlxip, whose product is annotated as MLX interacting protein. The record is from RefSeq and is a predicted model, not a curated record. Gene Ontology annotation, cellular component: nucleus. The transcript has 16 exons. Gene Ontology annotation, biological process: regulation of transcription by RNA polymerase II. The annotation marks the transcript as partial. NCBI's taxonomy places the organism in Eukaryota, Metazoa, Chordata, Actinopteri, Cypriniformes, Cyprinidae. Gene Ontology annotation, molecular function: RNA polymerase II cis-regulatory region sequence-specific DNA binding; DNA-binding transcription factor activity, RNA polymerase II-specific; protein dimerization activity.